AUGGCCAAACCAUAUGGUGGAUAUGAGUUUAAGUUUGUUGAUGGUGAUCCUCCCAGUAGAUACAUUUGUGCCAUCUGUACAUUAGUAUCUUGUGAUCCUCAACAAGUUACCUGCUGCUACAAUACCUUCUGUAAGACCUGUCUGGAGCAACUUGGACUAUCAGUGAAGCAACCAAAAUGUCCUCUUUGUCAGGAAGAAUUGAGCUUUUUCAAUGAUGGAAAGCUCAAUCGUGAGAUCACAGCCCUUAAGAUUCACUGUACUAACAGUGAGGAGGGUUGUGAGUGGCAGGGAACUAUUAAUGAAACUGGUACAUCAAUUGACACUCAUCUUAAUAGCAGCUGUAUCUAUCACCUGGUACCUUGUACUAAUGAGUGUGGUGAGAAGAUUAGGAGAAGUACACUGGAGACACAUCUGACAGACAACUGUACUCAACGCAUUGUUAACUGUCAGUAUUGCAAGCGAAAAGGUCGAUAUCAACUGAUAACAAGCAGCAGUCAUCUUGAUGAGUGUCCUGACCUCCCAAUCCAAUGCAGUAAUGAAGGUUGCAAUGAGAAGAUAUUGAGACAUUCACUAGCAUCACACAACGAGACCUGCCCUAAAGCUAUCAUACCAUGUGAAUACAAUACUGUUGGAUGUGAGAAGAGAAUGAAGAGAGAAGAACAAGAGAAGCACAAUGAAGAAUCAUCAUUACUACACCUACAGCUGACAAAGGAGGAACUAGUAUUGACAGAAGAACAACUACAACUUACUGACCAACAAUUGAAAGAGGCCACAGAGACAAUAGAAUCUCUAAAAGCAAAAGUACAAGAGCACGAAAAUCUAUUGACGACAUCAAGUCAAGUGCUUAAAUUCAGCCAAUUAUCACAAUGGAAAGAAGGAUGGCAUAGUCGAGGAUUCUACACAUCACCAGGAGGAUACAAGAUGUCACUACAUGUCUAUCCAAAAGGUGAUGGUGAUGGUAAAGGUACACACUUCUCUUGCUUCAUUAGCCUCUUGGGAGGAGAAUAUGAUGAUACAUUGGAGUGGCCAUUUCAAGGAGAAGUUACAGUAGAGCUACUGAAUCAACUGGAGGAUAAGAAUCAUUGGAAGAAGGUUGUACAUUAUACUGAAGCAACACCAGAUGAUUGUAAACAAAGAGUGAGUAAAGGAGAAGAGAGCGAAGAAUGGGGUAAUCCUAAAUUCUUAUCACACGCUUAUAGGCCAACUAAUAACCAGCGUUUUAUAAAAAAUGAUAGUCUGUACUUCAGAAUCAGUGUAAAGGCUACAUCAAAGACAAAGCCAUGGCUACAUUAA
This is a messenger RNA of Amphimedon queenslandica, 1293 nucleotides long. Its product is annotated as TNF receptor-associated factor 4-like. Gene Ontology annotation, biological process: signal transduction; regulation of apoptotic process; regulation of canonical NF-kappaB signal transduction. Gene Ontology annotation, cellular component: plasma membrane signaling receptor complex. Gene Ontology annotation, molecular function: protein binding; zinc ion binding. NCBI's taxonomy places the organism in Eukaryota, Metazoa, Porifera, Demospongiae, Haplosclerida, Niphatidae. The transcript has a single exon. The coding region runs from base 1 to 1293 and encodes 430 amino acids. The record is from RefSeq and is a predicted model, not a curated record.